UGACGAUACGUCGACAUGUUUUACUUUCGGUUUUUUAGAUUAAGGUAGAUUUAGUUGUGGUGGCGUUGGAACAAAACCUUUUCGGAAAAAAAAGCUUUUCGUUCCAUUGAAUUAAUUAGCAUUUUUUCGGUGAAAAUGAAUUCUGUCGUUUUGGGGACGUGUGUUUUGGUCGUGCUUGGUGCUCUUUGUGUUGGUGCAGAUGAAGUGCCAGUGUCAGUGACGGAGGGAGAUCCAGUCACUCUACACACUGAUGUUAAAGUAGACCAACACGAAAAGAUUAAAUGGUAUUUUAAUGACACACGUAUCGCUCAAAUCACUGGAGAUCUCAGUAAGAUCUGUACAGGUGUUCAGUGUAAUGAUGGCACUGAAAGAUUCACAGACAGACUGAAGCUGGAUCAUCAGACUGGAUCUCUGACCAUCAUGAACACCAGAACCACAGACUCUGGACGCUAUACACUAGAGAUCUACAGGGACAGUGACAACGACAGUGAAAAGAUCUUCAAAGUUGCUGUCUACAGUGUUACUGCCUCUAAACGAGAUGAAUUGAAAGAAACGCCAGUGGAGGGAAAAUCUGAUUCAGGUCUGUCUUCAGGUGCUGUAGCAGGAAUAUGUGUUUGUGUUCUGCUGAUAGUGGCUGCAGCUGUUGCUGGUGUGAUUUACUAUCGCAGGCGUCAAGCAGGACAAAAUGGAACAGGAACCAGGACACAGCACUGUAAUCAGGUGAAUGAUGCUGCAUACUCAUCUGUUAAUGGUGCUGACAAUGAACUGGAACCUGCUGCUAAUGAGCCGUGCCAUAAUGGAAAUGCAAAUGCCAGUGAGACAUCAGUUUGAUAAUGAGUCAAGAUGGAAAAUUCAAGUUUGUAGAAGUUUAUUUAAGGAACUACAGUGAUCGGGAAAGAAACACUGACUUCUUGUCUAAACAGUUAUGCACUGAUGUUUUGACCUAUCUUUUUACAUCCUCUCAUAACUGUGUUUACACAAAUGAGCUGCCAAGAUGAGCACAGCUGGGAUAUGCAAACGUUUUUUAAGGAGGAUGUGCCCAUAAAAAACAAAGUUUUUGAAGGCAGCUGUCAAUCAAACAACAUUCAGGUACAUAAUUGAGUUUGCACAGCUUAUAAUGUAGGUGUCGUUACUCGAAUUGUUGCAUUUACUGAAACUAUUGAUAUCCUUAUGUUGUUUAUGUAUAUGCCUUUUUUGACAUAACUUAACUACCGUCAUCAAGAAAGACUGUUGAAUAUGAACAGCAUAGCUUUUUAUAGGCCCAUCAGCCAGUGACCAAAUGUUGUGAAGUUGUAGUAUUCAAAACACUACACUACACUACACUACUAUAUUCACUACUAAAGAUUUUUCUGAUUAGCUAGUUGUUGUGUACAUUGUUGUGUAUAAAGUUGUUAUAAGUCGCGCUCACUUUUUUUGUAAAGUAAAGAAAGUUUAUAUUUUCAUAUUUUCAAGGGUUCUCAAAAAAAAAAAAAAAAAAACUGGAAUCUGUGAGUUUUGUAAAUCGUUAGCAUAUUACUUAAUCAUUUGUGAACGUAUAGUGAUGUUUUGUAAAUUAUUAGUUCAUCAUUAUCUAGUUACUUGUAAAUGAUUUACAUGAAAUCUAUAAUUUAAUAAUCUGCAAAGCAUAGAUAAAAAUACUAACAUAUCACUUAUUAAUUGUUUAUGAAUGCAGUCAUGUUUUGUAAAUGAUUAGUUAAUUAUUAACCAAUUACUCGUAAAUUACUUGCAAAUGAAUUAACAAAACAUACACAAAUUGUUAACAUCACUUAGUAAUCUUUUAUAACUGUUUUGUAAGUGAUUAUUUCAUCAUUAACUAAUUGCUUAUAAAUGACUUACAACUGAAUGUUAUUAUGAAGUGUUACCUAAUGAUCUCAUAUUUUUGUUUUAUUAUUUCAGAGUUGUAAAUGUAGUUAGCAAACGUAUUUGUCCUGUAAAUUGC
Messenger RNA from Labeo rohita (rohu), 1939 nucleotides. RefSeq lists its product as uncharacterized. NCBI's taxonomy places the organism in Eukaryota, Metazoa, Chordata, Actinopteri, Cypriniformes, Cyprinidae. The coding region runs from base 136 to 831 and encodes 231 amino acids. The transcript is spliced from 6 exons. The record is from RefSeq and is a predicted model, not a curated record.